UCUACAUGACAGCAGGGAAUUUCCAAACCCAGAGCAAUUCAACCCGGGACACUUCCUGGACGCCAAUGGUGCCUUUAAGAAGAGUGACUUCUUCAUGCCCUUCUCUGCAGCCAGAAUCCAGAGGAAUUUCUACUCGCAACAAUGGAACCGCUGGGAGCAACCACGGUAUUCCUGGUCAUUUGCGUCUCUUGCCUUCUCUUCCUCUCCGCGUGGAGAAAGACGCCUGGAAGAGGGAAGCUGCCCCCAGGGCCUGUUGCUUUUCCCCUCAUUGGGAACAUGCUGCAGCUGAAUUCAAACAACAUGCCCCAGCAAUUAGAGCAGCUCAGUAGAACGUACGGCCCGAUUUUCACCAUCUACUUGGGCUCCGAGCGGGUUGUGGUGCUGCAUGGAUACGAGGUUGUGAAGGAGGCUCUGAUCGACCGCAGGGAGGAGUUCGGUGCCCGAGGAAGCAUGCCCCUAUUCGACAAAAUUGCCAAUGGAACAGGUAUCGCUUUCACCAACGGGGAGCGGUGGAGGCAGCUCCGGCGAUUUACCCUCACCACCCUGAGAAACUUUGGGAUGGGAAAGAAAAGCGUUGAGGAGCGGGUCCAGGAGGAAACCCGUUUUCUGGUGGAAAGACUCAGAAACACGCAUGGGCGGCCCUUUGACCCCUCCCAAUUCCUCACCCACGCCGUCGCCAACGUCAUCUGCUCCAUCGUCUUCGGGGACCGGUUUGACUAUGCAGAUCAGAAGUUUGCUACUUUAGUUGGUCUCAUUGUGGAUAAUGGCAAAUUCCAGCAGUCGCCCUGGGCAGGGCUAUAUACUUUUUUCCCAACUCUCAUGGAUUACAUCCCUGGGCCUCACUACAAGUUCUUUAAAAAUACCUGGAAGUUCAGAAGAUUUGUUCAGGAGAGAGUGAAGAUGCACAGAGAGUCUCUGGAUCCCAACUGCCCUCGAGACUUUAUCGAUGCUUUCCUCAUCAAAAUGGACGAGGAACAAAUGAAUGUCCAGUCAGACUUCAAUGCGAAAAGUUUGUUACAAACAACAAUAGAGUUAUUUAUCGCUGGAACAGGGACAACCAGCACUACUCUAAAAUAUGGGCUCCUGAUUUUUCUGAAAUACCCCGAAAUACAAGAAAAAGUUCAGGAAGAGAUUGACCUUGUGAUUGGGCAAAGCCGAAGCCCCAGCAUGGCGGAUCGAAGCCGGAUGCCCUACACAGAUGCCGUGAUACAUGAAAUCCAGAGAUUCAUUACCCUGAUCCCGUUAGGUACCCCCCGGGCUGUGACUAGAGAAGUUCAUCUCAAGCAGUUUGUGAUUCCCAAGGGCACCACGAUAUACCCUGUACUGAAGUCAGUUCUACAUGACAGCAGGGAAUUUCCAAACCCAGAGCAAUUCAACCCGGGACACUUCCUGGACGACAAUGGUGCCUUUAAGAAGAGUGACUUCUUCAUGCCCUUCUCUGCAGGGAAGCGGAUUUGUGUGGGAGAGGGGCUGGCUCGGAUGAAGUUCUUUUUGGUGCUGACCGCCAUCUUGCAGCAUUUCACCCUGAAGCCCGUCGUGGACCCCACCGACGUCGAUAUUACUCCAGUGUCCAGUUUGCUGUCAAAUGCACCCAAACCGUUCCAGCUCUGUGCCCUGCCCCGAGAGCGCCAGUGAAAGGUCACCUCAGCUCCAUCUGCCCCUCGCUCUCAGGGGUGCUCAACCCCUUGCUGUGUCCCUAUUCCGUCCUCAUACCAGCCCUAACUCCACCUCUUCCCCUAAGAGCUCGGCCCCACCCCCUCUGUUCCCGGCCCACCUCUGCCCCACCCCACCUCCUUUCCCUCCCUUUAACCAGGUGCACCCCCCACCUUGCUCUUCCCAUCCCUCCCCCAUCCCACAUCCUGCCCCGAGCCUGUCUCCUCCCUGCCCCUCACUCGGCCUCCCAGAACUGCCUGAAUGCCGCACACCAGCACUGGCAGGGCCGGGGAGGGAGAACUGGGCCAGGCCCCCCG
Pelodiscus sinensis (Chinese soft-shelled turtle) is the source of this 1970-nucleotide messenger RNA. The record is from RefSeq and is a predicted model, not a curated record. Lineage: Eukaryota; Metazoa; Chordata; Testudines; Trionychidae.